Molecule: messenger RNA, 820 nt
Organism: Panthera uncia (snow leopard)
Lineage: Eukaryota; Metazoa; Chordata; Mammalia; Carnivora; Felidae
Product: calcium-activated potassium channel subunit alpha-1-like
Exons: 2
Source: RefSeq, a predicted model, not a curated record
GCCGGGGGGAGGGCAGGCGGCGGCGGCCCGCCGUAUAUAUCUCGGCGCACCCCGCCAGGUCGCGCACAGCGCCCCGAGCCCAGGCGCCUCCCCGCCCCCUCCCCGCGCUCCGCGGCGGCGGCGGCGGCAGCAGUAGCAGCAAUAUGGCUGUUGAUGGGUGUUCGGGGUGGCGCUGGCGGCGGGAGGAGCUCCCCCGAGCCCCUGCGCCGGCUGCCCGUUGCUAGCUAUGGCAAAUGGUGGCGGCGGCGGCGGCGGCAGCAGCGGCGGCGGCGGCGGCGGCGGAGGCAGCAGUCUUAGAAUGAGUAGCAAUAUCCACGCGAACCAUCUCAGCCUAGACGCGUCCUCCUCCUCCUCCUCUUCCUCCUCCUCCUCUUCUUCCUCCUCCUCCUCUUCCUCCUCGUCCUCGGUCCACGAGCCCAAGAUGGAUGCGCUCAUCAUCCCGGUGACCAUGGAGGUGCCGUGCGACAGCCGGGGCCAGCGCAUGUGGUGGGCUUUCCUGGCCUCCUCCAUGGUGACUUUCUUCGGAGGCCUCUUCAUCAUCUUGCUCUGGCGGACGCUCAAGUACCUGUGGACCGUUUGCUGCCACUGCGGGGGCAAGACGAAGGUAACGCGUGCCCCGGGCGCCCGCCCCCUGCGCCAGCCCACCUCCUCGCUCCUCACCGCGCCUUGCCGCCCUCCAUCCCUGCCUGCCUUCCCCGCGCCGCCUGCCCUUCCCUCCGCUCUCCCCGCGCCCCGCUCGGCGCGGCGGGCGGUGCCCGGAAAUGCCGCCAGCAGCGGGGAGCUGGAGCAGGAGGUCCGCCCGAGAGCCUCCGAGGCCGCG